AGAAUUGCUGUCAACAAAAUACCAUUGAAAAUAGUUUUUUGUAAAAAUGCUGUUGUCUGGAAGAAGGUUUAUUGAGAACAAGAUUAAAAUGACUAAUAUUAUUAUGAAAAAUUUAACCAAAGUUAGUUAUCAUCCAAAAGUUAUGAUGGCAAAGGAAAAUAGCCUGCCACAUUUGCCAGUUCCACCUUUGCAUCAAACUAUGAAUAAGUAUAUUAUAGCACUCGAGCCAUUAUUAAAUAAAAACCAGCUUGAAAAAACAAAAAAAAUAGUUUCUGAAUUUUUAACUCCCGGUGGACUUGGUGAAGAACUUCAGCACAAGUUAGAAGAAAAGGCAAAAGUUACAGACAAUUGGUUAGCAGAAUGGUGGAAUAACUGCGCUUACUUUGAAUACAGAGCACCAGUUAUUAUCAAUUCAAGUCCUGGAGUUUUUUUCCCUAAGCAAGAUUUUAAAAGUGAUUUUGAUCAAUACAGGUACACUGCAAAGUUGAUUAGAGCGAUUAUAGAUUUUAAAGGUUUGGUUGACAGUGAAAGUAUUCCUGUUGACUAUUCACGUGAAGAUCCUUUAACUAUGAUGCAAUACAAAAAACUUUUGUCAGUAUGUCGUAUUCCUUUACCAGUUAGAGAUGCUGAAGUUAUUACUCCUCCAGAAUAUUCCCGUCACAUGGUUGUUGCACAUAAUAACCAAUUUUUUAAGUUAGAUGUUUAUGAUGAUAAUGGAAACCCUUUAAGUGAAGAUUAUUUAGCAGAUCAGCUGUUCCACAUUGUCAGUAUGUCAAAUAAAAAAGAUGAGUGCUCAGUGGGCGUUCUCACUACCCAAGAUCGAAAUACUUGGGCUCAAACCUGGAAAAGGUUAAUUUCAGACCCAAUUAACAAAGAAAAUGUUGAUUGUAUUGUCAAAUCUAUUUGUUUGAUUUGUCUUGAUCAACCAGUACCUGUUGUCGCUACUCAGUACAAGUAUGAGUUUCCAAAUUUGAUUGGUCAAAUGAUACAUGGAGGAGGUUCUCAUGAAAAUAGUAUGAAUAGAUGGUUCGAUAAGAUUUGUCAGUUUAUUGUAAACAGAAAUGGAAUGGUUGGUCUUUGUUAUGAACAUUCUGGGGCUGAAGGUCCUCCUGUUAUGGCUUUAUGCAAUCAUAUUUUAGAUAUGAAUAUAAAUACAUCUUCUGUUUCGGAAAGUACUGUUUCAAACAAAAAAUCCAUCCCUCAGAAGUUUAGAUGGAAUUUAAACAGUGACAUAAUUGAUAGAAUUGAGUUAGCAAAGGACCAUGUUGACCAAAUGACGGGAGACUUAGAAACACGUGUUUUUCACUUUGAUUUAUUUGGCAAAGAUCUACCGAAAAGAUAUAAGUUAAGUCCUGAUGCUUUUUUUCAAGUUAGUCUACAGCUCGCAUAUUUCAGAUUACACAACUACCACCCUCCAACAUAUGAAACUGCCUCUAUUCGAAAGUUUGCUAAAGGAAGAACAGAAACAAUACGUUCAGCAACACCUGCUGCAGCUAGAUAUGCAAGAGCAAUGGAUAACAACAGCAUAAAUGCAACAGUCAAGCAUGAGUUAUUUUUAAAAGCCAUAAAAGCGCAUGUGCAAUAUACUAAUGAGGCUCUAAAUUUUCAAGCUAUUGAUCGACAUAUGUUAGGAUUAAAAAUGACUGCUCUAACUUCAGGAAUGUCUUUACCUGAAUUGUUUCGUGAUACAUCUUACAAAUACGCUAUGCAUUUUCGUCUCUCAACCAGUCAGGUUCCUACAUCGCAUGAAGCAGGUCUAGGUUUUGGUCCUGUUGUUCCAGACGGGUAUGGUGUAUGCUACAAUCCUAUGGAGACAAAAUUUAUAUACGUAGUAUCUGCCUACAAUAGCCACCCAAAUACAAAUGCAGGAGAUUUAGGUGAAUCAAUUGCCCGUGCGAUGGAGGAUAAUUAUAUGCUGCUUUCAACUCAGGCUAAACUAUAGAUAUUUAAAUCAUUAUUUAUUUGUAAUAAACAAAUAAUAAAUUUAUUUCAAUUUG
Messenger RNA from Hydra vulgaris (swiftwater hydra), 1997 nucleotides. Its product is annotated as carnitine O-acetyltransferase. Gene Ontology annotation, molecular function: carnitine O-acetyltransferase activity. Gene Ontology annotation, biological process: carnitine metabolic process, CoA-linked. Gene Ontology annotation, cellular component: peroxisome. The record is from RefSeq and is a predicted model, not a curated record. Lineage: Eukaryota; Metazoa; Cnidaria; Hydrozoa; Anthoathecata; Hydridae.